This is a messenger RNA of Liolophura sinensis, 1001 nucleotides long. RefSeq names its product E3 ubiquitin-protein ligase MARCHF5-like. The transcript is spliced from 7 exons. Gene Ontology annotation, molecular function: zinc ion binding. NCBI's taxonomy places the organism in Eukaryota, Metazoa, Mollusca, Polyplacophora, Chitonida, Chitonidae. The coding region runs from base 126 to 1001 and encodes 291 amino acids. The record is from RefSeq and is a predicted model, not a curated record.
UGUGGAACGAAAGGAUCACCUGCAGCAAGAGUCUUAAUAUUUCUAUACAGCAGUGGAUCUGGAUGUGGAUGGUGCUCUGGAGCUGUUUGUUCUGAUCACCAGUUGGUGUAAAUAGCCAGUUCAUCAUGGCGAUGAGUCGAGCACAUUCUCAGGAUGAAGAAAACAGGAGGUCCUGCUGGGUUUGUUUUGCUACUGAGGAAGAUGAUCGUGAUCUCCCGUGGACACGCCCCUGUAGGUGUCGUGGCACAACCAAAUGGGUUCAUCAGUGUUGUUUACAGCGAUGGAUCGAUGAGAAACAAAAGGGAAACACAACUACCAAAGUCAGCUGUCCACAGUGUAACACAGAGUAUUUAAUUGUCUUUCCAACUUUAGGACCAGUUCUGUAUGUGAUGGAUGUUGUGGACCGUAUUAUUUACAAGAUGUGUCCAUUUGUGGCUGGAGGAAUAUUUAUUGGGUCAGUUUACUGGACAGCAGUCACAUACGGAGCUGUGACAGUCAUGCAGGUUCUGGGGCACAAAGAGGGGUUGAAUGUAAUGGAGCGAGCUGACCCAUUGUUUCUGCUGAUUGGCUUGCCGACAAUUCCCAUCAUGCUGAUCCUGGGCAAAAUGGUCCGCUGGGAGGACUACAUUCUUCGACUCUGGAGGAAGCACUCAUCCAAGCUUCCCCUCCUCAAUUACCUCUUCUCUGAAGACUUAUCCCGUAAUGUCAGGACACCAGCAGAAGUCUCUAAUGUCUCUGAUCCUAUGUCAGCCACCAGGGUGCUCUGUGGGGCGCUAAUUCUGCCCACUAUAGCUACCAUUGUAGGAAAACUCAUGUAUGGCAAUGUCCAGUCCAAUUUCCAGAGAACACUACUGGGUGGAAUUGCUUUUAUAACCAUAAAGGGUGUGCUGAAGGUGUAUUAUAAACAACAACAGUACUUACGACAGAUAAACCGUGUUGUUUUGGAUUUCCCAGAGGAGGAGGCUGGUGGUCAGCAGGCUCAGCCAAGUUCACACCAGUAA